AUGUCGAGCGAGGCUAGAAGAAAGAAGGAUAUUAUCCCUACACAAGAAGCAGAGGCGUCUGGGUCCAUGUCGACCGCAAGAAAGCGACGGCGGCCGCCGACUCGUCAGGAAACCGGGCCAACAUCUCCUGCUCUCGGGGACGGUACCACACAAUCGAGGAUCCCUGAUGAGGAGGAUGACGAGGAUCAGGACGCUAAGAAGAGAAAUCUGGUCAGACUGGAGGAGGAGGAGGUGGAGGAGGAGGAAGAGGUGGUCUCCUCUGCACCGAGCUCCCCGAUCUGCGAGCCGUAUAUCCCCAGAGACAAAGACGGAGCGAUGCACAACAGAUUUCGCAACCCGGCAAUAUACAACGCCUUAAGGGCUGCAGAAGAGAUGGUGGAAGAAAAACUAGCUGCCCAGAGGAAACUGCCAACACUUCACUUCGAAUCUUCCACUUGCCUAUCUCAUCAACAACUUCUCCCAGUGCGUGAAUCUGGAACAGAGGCUGUACUUCAUGCUGCCAAUUUUGUUCUCGCGCUUUCAUCAUUUGCUGAUGGCAAAGCUCUGCGAAGGUGUUCUGCCAUUUUAUUUGAAUGGGAUGAUCAUCUUAAAACUGGUGUUGUGUUGACGACGGCACAUCUAAUCCGCUCAAAUUGCCCAUCCAUUGACCACUGGUUAGGAAAGAACGAGUACCGGCCUGAUGCUAAGGUGGUUGUUCAUUUUUUAGAUGAUACAACUGCAGAGGGUGACCUCUUGUACCAUCAAGAACACUAUGAUAUUACUUUUUUCAAAGUUAAAGUCGGUCAAUGCCCCCAACUGCCUUUGUUUGUUGACAAUGUGAAAUCCGGUCAAGAAAUUUUCCAGCUUGGAAGAGAUGAGAAGUUGAACCUGAGAAUAACCUAUGGCAGGGCACAAUCUAAGAAUCCAAACAUGUAUCGAAGACAACACUUCAUGUACAUGCAUCGUAAAGAUGAUAACAAUGAGUUUGAUGAUGGAGGGCCAGCAAUUGACUUCAGUGCAAAUAUUGUUGGCAUGAUCAACAACUCUACGAGCGGAUCUUUCAUACCUACUUCUAUCUUGCACCAAUGCUUCUACUUCUGGAGGAAUCAUGGGCGCAUCCCUCGGCUCCACCUCAGAUUGAAGCUUUUCGCUAUCAAGCUUCUAGACCCUUCUCAUAUUGAGAGGAUAAGGCGAAAAUGCAAAAUUGAUAGUGGUCUUAUUGUUCAAGAGGUGUCAAGUGGGUCCCAUGCUGAGAUGCUUGGAAUCUGUAGAGGUGAUAUUAUCAGCUGUUUUGAGGGAGAGGAAGUUUCUACUACAGUCGAGUUGGAGAAAAUGAUGUUGGAUGUUUGCAAGAAUCGUUUUAUGGGAGGAAUAAACUGGAAUAGAAAAGUGGAUGUUUCGGUUUUGGUUUUCGACAUCCGGAGGAGUCACUGGAGGACCAAGGUGUUGACUCUAGAUGUUUCUGACAAGGGAGAAGUUAUCGUGAGAGCAUCUCGUCUCGUGACUGUUUAA
Molecule: messenger RNA, 1491 nt
Organism: Triticum turgidum subsp. durum (durum wheat)
Lineage: Eukaryota; Viridiplantae; Streptophyta; Magnoliopsida; Poales; Poaceae
Source: the annotation of a GenBank genome assembly